UUUGUGGCCCUUAAUUUGUACCCCUCUUUGGCUUUGCUCUCACAUUGGCUUUGUUGUUGUGAAUGUGAAACUGAAUUGGUGUGUAUUCAUUUUGUUUCAGGAGCAGAAAGUGCGGUUUAUGAAGCUGUUUUGGAUGGAAACAAGGUUGCUGUGAAAAAACCCAUUUUGUCUACCUCUGAUCACAUUGAUAAAUUCCACACGGAAUUGCAAAUGCUAUGCAAGUUAGAUCAUCCAGGAAUCGCCACAUUGGUUGCAACACAUGCAAAGCCUCCAAAUUACAUGUUUUUCUUCAAAGAGUCCCUAAAUUUGGCAGAGAAACUACACGUGGAAGAGUGGAAUCCAACUUUUGAUCAAGUGCUCACCAUCUCAGUCCAGUUAGCUGGUUUCUUCUUCCUCUCCCCUGUUGCUUUCUCUUUCUUCUUCUUCACUGAUGUUGCUUCUAUUCUCUGCUUCUUCUUUGAAUCUAUUAUCUACUUCCCCGCGUCUGCUACUACUCCUACUACUGCUGAUCUGUCUGAUUUCAUCCGGGCAGACUUUGGUUUAGCAGAAUAUAAGAAAGAUCUUAAACGAGUUUCUAUGGAGAACUGGAGAUCAUCUGGAAAGCCAACUGGUGGUUUCCAUAAAAAGAAUAUGGUUGGCACACUCAUUUAUAUGGCACCUGAAAUAUUUAGAAAGGAGAUACAUAAUGAAAAGUCUGAUGUAUAUAGUUUCGGUGCGACAAUCAAUGAACUGCUUACUGGUGUUGUCCCAUAUACUGAUCUUUGUGCAGAAGCGCAGGCCCACACUGUGCUGGAAAUGAACUAUACUGAACAGCAACUUACAGCAGCCGUGGUGUCUGAAGGAUUGCGACCUGCUCUUGCUGGUCACUGCUCGUCUGCACCAACAGGUUUCCCGUCCUUGAUACAGAGAUGUUGGGAUGCAAAUCCUCAAAAUAGUUCGGGGUGUUCCCCGGGCCUUCUCGUGAUUGUUACACGAUUCCGGCCCGCCGAGGCCUGUUUUCAAGCUUCGAUGUGAAAUGAGUACAUUUUC
Camellia sinensis is the source of this 1029-nucleotide messenger RNA. The record is from RefSeq and is a predicted model, not a curated record. NCBI's taxonomy places the organism in Eukaryota, Viridiplantae, Streptophyta, Magnoliopsida, Ericales, Theaceae.